UAGCUUGAAAGUACUAAAAAACAAUUUACUCUAAACAUAUUUUCUGCUGUAACACUCUUAGUAUCAGUUGUAGGUAAUGUUUUUUUAAAAAUUUGAUAGUGAACUUUGAAUAUUAUUUUUUAAAUAAAUAAAUUUUAAUUUAUACACGAAUAAUAGUUUAAUAAUGGUGAAGGAAAAAUAAGAGUGAAAUACUUGUUUAAUUUUAUUCUGAGGAUGAAAGAGAAAUAAACUUAAACAGCUGACUGAGACAUAUGUAAAGGGCAAAUUUUUCUGUCGGCACAAUGCAUUAUAUUCAUAAUCCAUAAAAAAAAAUACAAAAUUAUAACGAUUAUUUCAAAUUCCAUUCAUAUCAGUGCUACCAUUUUGAUAAAUGUUCUUCGGCAUUUACAUAAGAGAAAAUGAGAUACACACAUAUCGUUUGAAUCAUAUAGAAAAAAAAGAAUAAAAGAGAAGCAAAAUAAAAUGGCUAUUUCUUUGAAAGUCGGAACUGUAGUGUGAUUUUAUUUUUUUUAUUUGCAAAUGAAAAGUAUAUUUUAUUUUAUUUAUAAAAUUUAAAUUCAUCAUAUAAAGUUGUGUAUUCAAAAUAGUAACUUAAUGCGAUUGUUAAAGUUGAAACGGGUAGAUAUUCGCAUAAAAAACGCAUGAAUUGUUUGGAGGUACUGAAAAUUUCCAAUAAUAAUUAAAAAAGAAAAAUUUAGAAAUCAAUAUGUUAUUUGUUCAAUGUUGAAAGAAUUGUAUAAAAAAAUAUAAAAAGUUUAAAGCGGCUUAAACAAUAAUUUGUAAAGAUAUAUAAGUCUUAAUGUAUACAUGCAUAGGGAUUUACUCUUCAAUAUUUUUUUUUUAAUAAAGGAGAAUCGGAAGGAACAUUGAUUUUUUGAGUUUGUAUUAUAUAGGUAUCUACAUUUAUGUAUGUAUUUCAUUAAUGUUAUAAUUAUUCGGUUGGAAUACUUUUUCUCUUAGUAAAAAUUUUAUUCAUUGACAACUCAACGGAACUUUUCCAUUUCUUAAUUGUAAAAACUUAAUUAAAAUUUUUAUAUACCAACGUAUCUCUUUUUAUGCACAUUUUUGAAAUGGUGUCCACUAAUGUAAAUUUUAUUCAAAAAUAGAUAAUACAACUACCAUCAUUAAAGAAACAAUCAAAUGUAAAGGCAACCGUGACUUUCAAGAAUGGGUAAACGUUUGGCAUCUGAUAAUCAUCAAAUUCCACCAAAAAAGAAAAGAUUAAAUGGAUAUAAAAAGCAGAAACGCAAAAACAGUGGUUCUUCAAACGAACAACCCAGCUCUGAUGAAGAUUCUAUUGGUGAUACAACCGAAAAUAUUUCAAUAACGAAAAAAAUUGAUGUGCAUAUGAAACAAAAUGAUUCUUCACCGAGACCUAUUUACCAAUUAUCUGGAGAUAUUGUCAACGGAACAAUUCUAACGGACAUCAAACAAAAACAGUGGAGAAUUGGGAAGCCUGUUGGUAAAGGAAGCUUUGGAGAGAUUUUUCUUGCUUCAGACAACGUGAAAACACCAGUGACUAAAGAUAAUGCAAAAUAUGUUGUUAAAAUUGAACCACAUUCAAAUGGUCCAUUAUUCGUUGAAAUUCACUGCCUAAUUAAUGUUAAUAAAAAGGAUGACGAGAAAGAACCUAUGCCUCCUGGAGUUCCUUCAUAUAUUGCUUCUGGAUCACAUUAUUUUCGUAAUGAACGUUACAGAUUUUUGGUAUUGCCCAGAUUUGAUCGUGAAUUGCACUCAAUUAUAAAACAUUGUCGAGUUAGUCAAAAAUCUUUAAUCGUUUUGGCUGUUCAAAUUCUGGAUAUACUACAAAUACUACAUGAUAAAGGAUAUUGCCAUUCGGACAUUAAAGCAGAAAAUUUAAUGAUUAGUAAAUGCACUUAUAGAAAAUCAUUAGUUAUGCGGUAUAGGUCAAAGGAUAUAGAGUCAGAUCAUGAAAGUUCGGAAGUCGAAGACGAAAGCAAUGACGAAAAUAAAAGUAGUGACGGAGAGAGUGACUCUGCAAAAACAGAUACUGACAGUGGUGAACAAGAAAGUGAUUCUGAUGGAGAGGAUAAUUAUGAAGAUGACGAAGAUGGAGAGGAAACAGAAGAUGAAUCAGAAGACGAAGCUAAUGGAGAACAGAGUGACUCAGACUACAAUUACAAAACGCCAGUGAACAAAAAGACAAGAUUAAAAAAAAAUUAUGUUCAAUUUAGUGGUUCAAAUCCUGUGCGUUCUUGCCGUUCUAAAAAUAGUUCUGCAAAUACAACCUACCAAGAAAUGGUUUCUUCACACUAUUUGCGACCAUCUAGAAAAGUUAAUUAUUCAUCAUUUUUCAACGAUGAUAAUUCCAAAAGUCCAAAAAACUCAGAUUGCAACGACGAAAAUGAUGAAAUUUGGACAAAUGCUAAUUAUUUAUCCAAAAAUUGUAGACUGAAAUAUCGUAAUAGCAACAACAGUUUAACAAAAUCAAAUCGCAAAUUAAAUACUGGCAAUAACCAUCACAAUAUUUCUAGAACAAAUGUAUUAUCUUCAGGAAGUGGAAGUGAGUGCAUCACUGAAGAACGCUUAUUUUUGAUUGACUAUGGACUAGCUUCAAAGUUUGUGGACGUAUCUGGAGUACACCGUCCAUUCUGUAUGGAUCAACGCCGAGCACACGAUGGUACAUUAGAAUUCACAUCACGAGAUGCUCAUAUGGGGGCUCAUUCGCGCCGAAGUGAUCUUGAGUGUUUAGGAUACAAUUUAAUAUUUUGGUCACAAGGAUUUUUACCAUGGCGAGAAAAAGCUGCCUUGCAACAGCCAGAAAAAGUUCAUGGCAUGAAAGAAUAUUUAAUGGCCGAUGUGCGCCAAAUGUUGAAACAUAUAUAUGGAAAACAAGUUCCUAAAUAUCUGGGAGAAUAUAUGUAUUAUGUCGGUAAAUUAGCAUAUGAUGAACGACCCGAUUAUGAAAAAUUAAAAAUGAUAUUUCUGAAGGAAUACAAAAAGCUAGGAUUCAGAGUGGAGCAUAUAAAACUAGAUUUAGAAGAUUUAUUGGAAAAUUCAAUUAACGUGAAAAAAGAAAUGCAAGACAAAAAUAUAUUAGAAAUGAAAAAUAUUAAAAGUAUUAUGAAAAAUUUAGGUGUUAUUAUGCCAUUCCAAGAGUCAAACGUUAGUAGGGUGUCGCCCAAAAAUUUGCGUUCUAAAGAAAAAAACUCUUGCAAGAAGAAAAAGAAAUUUUCAUGGGCUGAAAUACUAAGUCAGGACCCAGAUCAAAUUGCUCGAGAACGUGCUGAAAAAGAAUUCGAAAGAGAUUCGGCAGAGACACCAGUGAUACGUUUUAAAGGAAAGCCGACAUAUGCAAUAUUGGAGAUACAAAAUCGAAUAAGAAAAUUUAAGGACCGUUUAGAUUCUGUUCCUGAAGAAGGUGACGAAAGUGAAAACUUGCGUAUAAAGGGAUAUAAUAAACAAAUGAUUGAUGUUUUAAGAAAACGUCAACAGUCAUUGUUUGCAGAUGUUACAAAUAGCAAUGGUAAGAAAACGAAUAAAGGAACGGCAAACAACAUUCAAAAUAAUGAUACAUUCACAACACCGUUAAAAGAGCCUAAUAGGCGUUCAAAAGAUAUCAAACGUUUAAAAGAAGUUAUUUCAAAUAGUGGACCGGAAAUUGUUCGCACUAGAAAUAAAGAAGGGUUAAGAACUACAAUUACACCAACUAAACGUAGCUUAGAUUACACAUAUACUAAUCAAGCUAGGAAGCGUGCAGGAAAAAAACUAAACUUGGAGGAUGUGAACUGCAUUAGUGCUAAUAAUUAUAAAAUUGCCAAUGGUGUGGUCGGAAAUUCGAAAAACAAUUUUGCUGAUAAUUCCUAUAUUAAGAAUCGCUCAUUAGGAUCAAGUAUUAAAUCUUUACGUUCAACGACAAUUACAGCAGCUACUCCAACACCGUCAACAACAAAAACUGCUGCAAAUAAUUUUAAAAGUAUUCAAAAUAAUAAUCCUUGCUAUGAAAUAAGCGGGACUGAUGAUUCCUCUUGUAGUAGUAUUCACUCAAUUUCAAGUUUAAAUGAAAACAGUCGCAGUAGUGCUAGCAACAGUAGGAAAUCAACUAGAUCAAAGUCUUCUUCAGCUUCAUCGAAUUCCACAACAGCGUCGACAUCAUCUUCAAUGGCAGCGGCAGCAGUUACAGUUGCUCAAUCAUCAUCAACGACACAGAAAAUUUUAUCACGUUAUCAACAGACAUUAAAAAGAGUGGGCGAAAAUGAAAAUAGUAAUUCAAGUACCAAUAGUAACAAUAGUUGUAAUACUAUCAACAGCAACAAUUCAUUUCCACCAGCAAGUCUUAGUGAUGAAGAUACCCGUGAUGUAAUGGUUAGUUUUCCACCUAGAUCAACACUAAAAAGCAAAAGCAGUAACGCAAACAAUAAUAACAGUAAUAAUAAACCCCCAAUCAAUCGAGUACGAAUACGGAUUAAUGGUACUGCAUCAAUUGUAAAAGAGCUGAGUCCUAUAAAUUCCCAACAGAAGCAUCCUGUUAUAAUAAAUGGUGAAAAUAAUGCUUCAAAUGGAAACAUUACUAGCAGUAGUCGACGUAAAAAAAGUAUUCCACAAAAACGUAAUGUGAAAAGUGAGUAUUUGCGAUGCGUUUAGGAUUGAUAUAAAAAUAAACCUCUAAAAAUUGGUAAUAAUUUUUUCUGUAAACGUCAAAAUGUAAGUCAAAAACAAUAUAUUUAUGCAGAGGCAGAAUUUAUAAAAUAAAUUAUUCUUUUUUAAUAUAAAGAAAACAACAAAAGCAUAUUGUCUUUGCUUACUUCAUUGAAUUCCUAAAAAAUUCCUUGUUUGAGUUGUAUGUAUUUUUUCUAAAUAAGAACUGUAGCAAAAAUAUUAACACAAUACCGAAUAUAUGUUAUAUUUGUAUUUAAUAAUUUAAAUUUAUGAAAACAUUAAUAAUUGUGUAGCAGAUUACACAACUAUAGGUAAAUUAUAUUUUUGAUUAAAAUACAUUAUGUACAUAAUUUAUAUAUUUGUUUUGAUUUUAUAAAUUAAUUUUUAUUAAAAAAAUUACUUAAAUUAUUUUGUGGAAAAAUCUGCAAUCAAAAUAUUUUGCUAAAAUCGUCUAACUUAUUAAAAAUUUUAAUAUUUUAUUGCAAUGAAGACUGAUGUAAUAAUGAUUUAUGUUUUGCUUAAAACAUUAUAAAUCUUUUUCAUAAAAGUUAAUGUUGAUUGCAACCUAAGAAAUAUUCCAAGCAAAUUUGAUAUUCUUUGAUACACAUAUGCAUAUGCGUAAAAUAUGAGAAAGUGAAUUAAAAGAAAAAAAUAUAAAAUAAUUAACUUCGUAAUUCUCCAAUUAACAAUUAGCUGAUUUACAAUUUUUGUUGAAUUUUAUUUAACUUUAUUUACUUAUUUGUAUUGAUGUGCAUAUAUUUAAACAUUUUUAUAAAAACUAUAUAAAUACACGUGUAUGUAAAUACGUAUUAUACAGUAUACUAUUACAUAAUACUACAUUUAUAAAUAUACUUACAUGUACGCCCAUAUGUAUAUUUACAAUAAAAUGUAAUAUAAAUAAAUUUUUUUUAGUUAUAAUGUACCUAAAUUUGAAAUAUUUUAAAUAAACUUCUAAAUUUUCUUCCUUUUAUCCUAGUGUUUUUUUUAAAGAAUCGUUUGCUUCAUUCUACGUUUAUUGCCUUCCUAAGGUCUAUGAAAAGAUAGUUGAAUAUUUUUGAAAAAGAGCAAUUGCAAUUUUAAUGUUCUAAUGAAAACUUAAAAAUCAUUUUCAAAUUUUAAUUAAUUUAUUUUUAUUUUAUUAAGAAAAAAAAACGCAUAUGUAUAAGUUAUCAGUAAUAAAUUUUUAUCAAAAAUUGAAUUUGGACUGUUUAAAACUAAAACGCGAAAAGAUAUAGAAAUGAAAAAAUAACUAAAGAAACUUAAUUUAAGUUCGUCUAAGCAGUAUUACAUUUAAUUUUAUAUUUAAAAAAAAAUCAGUUACAAAAAUAUCAAAAUUAUUAAAUUUCCAAUUUUAUAAGUAGAUAUUAAUAAUUUCGUUUUGUGUUAACUUAGGGAAAUAAAUAUACAUACAUAACAUAAAAUUAAACUCGGGUUCGAUAUGAAGAGUAAUUCAAAAAAUUUUAUAAAAAAUAUGUGAAAUUAAUUUACAUAUUAUAUUUGAAACGUUCUUUUUUUAAUUUCUGAUACAACAAUUUGCUUUUUUUUUUAAUUAUUGUACGUAAGACAAGUAUAUUAUAAUAGAAAUUAAAUUUUACUCCAAAAUAAAUUCUUAUUAAAAUUAGUAAAAAUAAAAAAAAAUAAAAGUGUACCCCAAAAAAAAAAAUUA
Condylostylus longicornis is the source of this 6286-nucleotide messenger RNA. RefSeq lists its product as uncharacterized. Gene Ontology annotation, molecular function: ATP binding; protein serine/threonine kinase activity. Lineage: Eukaryota; Metazoa; Arthropoda; Insecta; Diptera; Dolichopodidae. The record is from RefSeq and is a predicted model, not a curated record. Gene Ontology annotation, cellular component: nucleus; cytoplasm. The transcript has 7 exons. Gene Ontology annotation, biological process: endocytosis; signal transduction; peptidyl-serine phosphorylation. The coding region runs from base 1168 to 4605 and encodes 1145 amino acids.